UUAAUGUUUAAUGGUGGACCUACCGCCCGGCCUGCCACCUGAACGACCACACGAUCACAAAAUUGAGUUGGAACCUGGCGCGCAACCGAUUGUCCGAUCGCAAUGGAGGCUGAGUCAGCCGGAGCUGAUGGAGUUGCGUACACAAGUGGAUUAUUUCAUGGAGAAAAAAAUUAUAUGCCCAUCCACGUUACCCUACGCCACGCCAAUUAUCUUCACCCCAAAGAAGGACGGAGGCCUACGGAUGUGUACCAAUUAUCGAGCGCUCAACAACAUCACCAUCAAGUCCCGUUACCUGAUUCCGCGAGCCGACGAUCUCAUCGACCAACUUCGCGGGGCCAGGAUUUUUUCCAAGAUCGAUCUAUGUGAAGGUUACCACCAGAUUCAUCGACACUAUUCGCAACUGGGAGCCGCCUACGAACAUCAAGGAUUUGCAGAGUGUUAUGGGGUUCGUCAACUACGUGCGCCGCUUUAUACAGUAACUAAAAUGGCGGAGUCAACAGCCCCCUUAACCAACUUGCUGCAGAAGGGAGUUUUUUAUGAGUGGGGGGAGAGGUACCAAGCUGCGUUUGACCAACUGAAAACUUUCCUCAUGACACCACCCGUUCUUCGUAUCGACGAUCUUGACCGCCCAUACGAACUGGUUACGCACGCCAGUGACAUCAUUGUUGGCGCGGUACUGCUACAGGACUUUGGCGAAGGCCUGCAGCCAAUCGCCUACGACUCGCAGAAACUCCAAGGCGCUGAACGCAAUUACCCGAUUCACGACAAGGAAAUGCUCGCGAUUGUCAAUGCUUUCAAGACCUGGUGCUGCUACCUAUCCGGUGCCGACGUUACUGUCCGAACAGACCACAAGUCCCGACAGUUCCUCCGAGCCCAACUGACCCUUAAUCCACGACAGAUUUGUUGGCUCGAAUAUCUUGAGUCCAACUUCCACUAUCUUAUCACCUACAAGAAGGGGGAAAAUAAUAUUGUCGAUGCCCUUUCCCGCCCUACUGCCCAUACAGCCGCUGUACUAAUCGCCCAAACUAAUAUGCUGCUAACUGGAUUGUUUACCCACGGCUACAAUACGGAUCCUCUCUUCACCUCUAACGACCACCAGGCCCAGACCACUCAAUGAGGCCACUACCACCUAAAAGUUG
Molecule: messenger RNA, 1139 nt
Organism: Closterium sp. NIES-67
Lineage: Eukaryota; Viridiplantae; Streptophyta; Zygnematophyceae; Desmidiales; Closteriaceae
Source: the annotation of a GenBank genome assembly